AUGGCAGCUUCCAAUACGAUACGGCCAUUGGCUGGCCGAGCUAUCCAGGCCUCUUCAUCAAGGAUCUCAUCUACGGUCCCUAGAGUCGCCUACUUCUCCACGACCGCACCACAAUGCAAGCGCAAAACCAAGGACAACAACCCCAAGCGAGGUGUUAGUAGUCUGUACGGCUCCGGACCUCGCGAGCCUCUUUCCAUGUCGAACAUUCCGCUACCGAAGCCCCGCGAAUUCAAGCCCAAGAUUGAGGUUGACCCUAAUCAUGGUCUGUGGGGAUUCUUCCCCGAGGCAGGCAAGCUGUUGGCAACUCCCAAGCAAACAGAGGAGCAUGGACGUGCGUGGAGUGUCGAGGAGCUGCGAAAAAAGUCAUGGGACGACCUGCAUGCACUUUGGUGGGUAUGCUGUAAGGAGAGAAACAUGCUCUCUACAUCAAGGGCAGAGCUACUCCGAACAAAGAUUGGAUUCGGUGAGCGGGAGAUUGACGCUCGAGAUGAGGAGGUCAUGAAGACACAGCGAGCUAUCAAGCAUGUCUUGACGGAGCGAUACUACACUUGGCAAGAUGCCGUCGAGGUCGCCACGAACGAUCCCGAGAUCAACUUCGAAGGUGGCGAGGGCAAUGUCUACACACCAUCGGCAUAUGAGGACGAUGUCAACGUUGCUGAGUGGACACAGCCAGAGGCAGAGUCCGAGGCGGCUAAGCAGAUCGAUCCCGUUGCAACAGAAGCCCAGGCGGCCAAGAUUGAGAAGGAGUUGAAGAAAUAA
Molecule: messenger RNA, 759 nt
Organism: Fusarium coffeatum
Lineage: Eukaryota; Fungi; Ascomycota; Sordariomycetes; Hypocreales; Nectriaceae
Exons: 2
Coding region: 1-759 (252 amino acids)
Biological process (GO): mitochondrial translation
Cellular component (GO): mitochondrial large ribosomal subunit; mitochondrial ribosome
Molecular function (GO): structural constituent of ribosome
Source: RefSeq, a predicted model, not a curated record